Messenger RNA from Fonsecaea multimorphosa CBS 102226, 1518 nucleotides. RefSeq lists its product as uncharacterized. NCBI's taxonomy places the organism in Eukaryota, Fungi, Ascomycota, Eurotiomycetes, Chaetothyriales, Herpotrichiellaceae. Gene Ontology annotation, molecular function: iron ion binding; heme binding; oxidoreductase activity, acting on paired donors, with incorporation or reduction of molecular oxygen. Bases 1 to 1518 code for a protein of 505 amino acids. The record is from RefSeq and is a predicted model, not a curated record. The transcript is spliced from 6 exons.
AUGGAGUCAGUCGCGAAGGCCGUGAUUGGCUUUUGCCUGGGCCAUGUCCGGACAAUCCUACUCGUCGCUCUUCUGACCGGGUACAUUGGAUAUUGCGUCUUUCGCGACCCCCUUCGCCAUAUCCCAGGCCCGCUGCUCGCCCGCCACCUUCCGGGCUGGCUAGCCGUGCACGCCUUUAGGGAACGAACCGAAUCUGCCAUCCUCGACGCACACAGGAAGUACGGGGAUGUCGUGCGGAUCGGCCCACGCACCGUGCUGGCAGGCAACGCAGAAGCAGUGCGCAGAGUGCUCGGGUACGGCGACAACUACCUGGACAAAUCCGCUGACUACGACGCGCUGGUGGUGCACACGCCGUCCAUCUUCAGCGAGGUCGACCGCACGGCACACGCGCGCAAGCGUCGCAUUGCUGCGCACGCGUACAGUAUGCAGAGCCUAACCAAGAUGGAAGACGUCGUCGCCGCGAACCUAGCCGUGUUUCUCCGCCAGAUGGAUGCGUGUGCCGCGAGAGCGCAGCCCAUGGAUGCUGCCAUGUGGUUCAAGUUCUACGCCUUCGACGUUAUCGGCGAUCUCGCCUUCGGCAGGAGCUUCGGCAUGCUCCAGCGAGGUGUCAUCGACGACUUUGUCAAGUGCAUCUCGGAUGGAGUCGAGUUUACGUUCGUGCGGUUUCUCUUGCCGUCAUUCUUGAGACCGCUGUGCCAGCUCUUGGUGGAAUAUCUGCCGUUCUCCUUGUUCAGAGAGCUGAAGAGCGGCUUUGCAUACGUGAAGAAGGCGAGUAUCCUAGCCAAGAGGAAUAGAUGGAUAAAAAGAGACAGUGGUGCUCAGCGUGGUGACAUCUUGGGCGCACUCAUGGAAGCCAGAGAUCCGGCCACCAACGAACGGCUGGAGUUCGCAGAGCUGGCCACGAAUGCGUCGACCAACAUCAUUGCCGGCUCCGACACUGUCACCAUCUCGCUUACCGCCAUCAUAUACCACCUCCUCAGGAACCCAGACCGUGCUGCCCGACUGACGGCUGAGGUUCGCGGCAAUUCCUUGGGUGACAUUCCCCUGUACAAGGAUAUUCAGAGACUCCCAUACCUAGACGCCUGCAUCAAGGAAGGAAUGCGUCUCACCUCACCCUUUGCCGGACCAUUACCACGGCUCUCACCGCCGGGCGGACUCGACAUUGGAGGCACACGCAUUCCAGCGGGAACGGUUGUCAACGUGAUGCAGUGCCAAAUACACAAGGACGGGCGCAUCUUCCGCGAUCCCGAGUCCUUUAAACCGGAGCGGUGGCUCGACAGCAGCGACACCUCCAAAGAGUUGGAUAAAUACUUCCUGGGAUUUAGCACCGGUCCUCGCUCGUGCAUUGGGAAGAACAUUGCACUGCUCGAGAUGAAGUUGUUGCUGUAUUCAUUUUUCCGUCGGUACGAUUUGUCCCUUGUGCAGCCGGGGGUAGAACUACAGUGCCGACGAUAUCUCGUCACCAAGCCCUUGAGUUCGGUGUUAGUCCGAGUUCAGAGGGCGGAAGUUGCCGGGUAG